CAAUACCGGAAAUGAUGAUUUUUGUUCUCGUGAAUCAGCUGAUGAGGAAACUGACUUGAGUGUUACAAAUAAGAUGUGUUGACCACAAGUAACCAAAAUCAGUUUUUAACAAAUGGUCCGUUUAAAAUCGGAAGUUUGUGCUAACCGUGGCCCCUUAACACGUCUUAGAGCGAAUAUUGAUUUCAAAUGUCUUGUUAAUGUAAAAGACAGGAGCGAGUAGCUGCACCAGUGAACGAGAUCUGAUUAGUUCUCCUCUGUGAAGCACAGCAUGGAUCCCUUAGGAGCUCGUUCUCAAUUUGUGGAUGUCCUUAACCUCCCUACCUGGUCCCAGUCUCAGGGAAACCAGGACGAAGAUGACGUAGAGAACGAUUUUAAAGAAGAUGAUGGCAUCCUGACCAAUCAGAUCAACUCUUUAACGUCCCCUUUCUCUUUCAGACAAGACAUCAACAGCAAGAUUGUACUUUUUAAUGGAGAUGUGGCACUUUUAAACUGUACUGCGAUCGUCAAUACAAGUAACGAGACACUAACAGACAAAAACCCUGUAUCAGACAGCAUUCACAGACACGCUGGGCCUGAGCUGAAGGAUGAACUGCUCAAAUUGAAAGGAUGUCGGACGGGUGAGGCAAAAAUGACAGAGGGCUUUAACUUGGCCGCACGCUUCAUUAUUCAUACGGUUGGACCCAAAUAUAAAGCCAAAUACAGGACAGCUGCAGAGAGUUCUCUAUACAGCUGCUACAGAAAUGUCAUGCAGCUCGCCAAGGAAUACGGCAUGGGGUCUGUAGGUUUCUGUGUGAUCAACACAGUCAAAAGGGCAUAUCCACUGGAGGACGCCAUACAUAUAGCAUUAAGGACUGUUCGUAGGUUUCUUGAGAACCAUGGUGAGAACAUCGAGACUGUGGUGUUUGCUGUUUCAGAUGUUGAAGAGCCAGUGUACAUGAAGUUAAUGCCUCUGUAUUACCCACGCUCAAAGAGAGAAGAGAAAGCCAGUCUUCCUCUCCUGCCUGCAGACAUCGGCAAUGCUGAGGGUGAGCCUGUAGUCCCCGAAAGACAGAUCCGAAUCGCUGAAAAGCCGGGAAAUCUGGAUGAUGACUCUGGGGAUGAAUCGCUUGAAUCAGACCUGGGGCUUGUUGGAAAUCACGCAUUCGCUCGUAUGGAAGGAGACGUGGAUAAGCAGCGGAAACUCAUCCUGCAGGGCCAAAUGUCUGAGGUGGCCCAGCAGAAACAGCACCAAAGGAACUAUAACCGCUGGCUGUGCCGAGCACGGGCAGAUGAUCUCUCAGACAUAGCAGCAUUAAAAGCAUUAUAUCAAACCGGUGUUGAUAUAUGUGGCAGGACGGUCAUGGUAGUUGUCGGCAGGAAUAUUCCAGUUACGAUCAUUGAUAUGGAGAAGGCCUUACUUUAUUUCAUCCAUGUAAUGGACCAUAUUACGGUAAAGGAGUAUGUGAUGGUGUAUUUCCACACGCUCACCAGUGAACACAACCACCUGGACACAGACUUCCUCAAAAAGCUCUAUGAAAUUGUGGACACCAAGUUUAAGAAAAACCUGAGAGCUUUCUACUUUGUUCACCCAACAUUCCGCUCCAAGGUGUCUACAUGGUUUUUCACAACGUUCAGUGUAUCAGGCCUGAAAGAGAAAGUUCAUCACAUAGAGAACCUGCAGCAGCUCUUCACCUGUAUCCUACCAGAGCAGAUUGACAUCCCUCCUUUUGUCCUGGAGUAUGACGCACGGGUUAACAGCCCGUAUUAUACGUCUCACUCCUCCGGUCUGUGACGGUAUCAGAUAAAGCAAGUGCAGUAAGGUUUGACAGGAUCUGUCACUGUAUGCUGAGCCUCUGGGCAAACACUGAACCCGAUGACACUGAUGGCUAUGUCAGAGAUGUAUCUCCGUCAUUCCUGGAAAGCAAAGUUUUCCUGGUGACAAACGGAGAUAGACGAUCCUCCUUCUUUCAAUAAUGCUGUAUAAACAUAACCUGCUGAACGUGCCACAGACUGAAACGAAACCAAAAUGUCAAAGAAGGAACUGCUGGUUUGACUUAAACUGAAAGUUUGAAAAAUGUAUAUAUAUAUAUAUUUGACAAAUAUGCAUAACAACUGAUAUUUUGUACCUGGAAACAAUAAUUACUGCCGUUUUUUAUUUCUAAUGUCCAUCUCUUUGGUUCAUUUAGUAAUCUUACCACUAUAGUUUGCCACCUAAGUCUACAUUGUUUUGUAGUUUUAUUGCAUUCCACAUCUGCACGGUCACCAUCUGGAGCAGUUUAUAUUUUUCAGCCACAAAGACAGUUAAAGUUUUAUCUCUGGCAUUAAGCAUAAACAUUACUACAGAUUCACCCGAAAGAUUGCUGUUUAAAGCUGUUUGUCCAACACUCUCAGAGAAAAG
Misgurnus anguillicaudatus (oriental weatherfish) is the source of this 2377-nucleotide messenger RNA. Lineage: Eukaryota; Metazoa; Chordata; Actinopteri; Cypriniformes; Cobitidae. The record is from RefSeq and is a predicted model, not a curated record.